CAAUGAGACCCAGGCUCCUGAUAUCCAUCUGGGUGAGCCCUGACCUGCCAGCCAGAGGGACCGGCUGUGCCAGAGGCAAACAAACAACUAUUGGGGCGCAAGUGUAGGCGGGGAGAAGGAGCCCGAAGAGAGCAAGGGCACAGGCGGGAGCUUCGAGGAGAGACAGAGUAUCCUGGAGAGAGCUGGGUCUUUCCUAGGAGGCCUUCCCUGUCCCUUAGAUCCCCUAUUUCAGAGGCUCAGCAGCCCAGCAGCCCAGUCCUGCCCUGACUGCAGCUCAUCUCUAGUCUGGCUGCUGCUGCAGCUAACCUUGCCGGGGCGGGGGGGCAUCCCUUCUUCCUUCCCAUCAUGGCCGUGUACCGCGUGCGUGUGACCACUGGUCCCUACCUGAGGGCCGGCACACUGGACAACAUCUUCGUCACAUUGGUGGGCACGUGUGGUGAAAGCCCCAAACAGCUGCUGGAUCGCAUGGGCAGGGACUUCGCCCCUGGAUCGGUGCAGAACUACAAGGUGCGCUGCUCAGCAGAGCUGGGAGAGCUCUUAUUGCUGCGUCUACACAAGGAGCGCUUUGCUUUCUUCCCUAAGGACUCCUGGUACUGCAGCCACAUCUGUGUCACUGGCCCUGAUGGUACCCCUUCUGACUUCCCCUGCUAUCAAUGGAUUGAGGGCUACUGUACAGUAGAGCUGCGACCAGGAACAGCAAGAACGAUUUGUCAGGACUCCCUUCCUCUCCUUCUGGACCACCGGAAACGAGAACUACAGGCCCGACAGGAAUGCUACUGCUGGAAAGUCUAUGCCCCUGGUUUCCCUGGCAUUGUGGACGUCAGCAGCUUUGAGGAGAUGGAGUCAGACAAGAAAUUUGCCUUGACCAAGACAACAACUUGUGCAGAUCAGGAUGACAACAGCGGGAAUCGGUACCUGCCUGGCUUCCCCAUGAAAAUUGACAUCCCAUCCCUGCUGCACAUGGAGCCCAACAUUCGAUACUCGGCCACCAAGAAGACCUCGCUGAUUUUCAAUGCCAUUCCUGUGUCCUUGGGCAUGAAGCUUCGAGGGCUGAUGGAUCGAAAGGGCUCCUGGAAGAAGCUGGAUGACAUCCGGAAUAUCUUCUGGUGCCACAAGACCUUCACUUCAGAGUAUGUCACAGAGCACUGGUGUGAGGACCACUUCUUUGGGUACCAGUACCUGAAUGGCGUUAAUCCUGUCAUGUUCCAUCGCCUCUCCAGCUUGCCCAGCAAGCUGCCUGUCACCAAUGACAUGGUGGGCCCCUUGCUGGGACCUGACACCUGCCUGCAGACAGAGCUACAGAGGGGGAACAUCUUCCUAGCGGACUACUGGAUCCUGGCGGAGGCCCCUGUGCAGUGCCUAAACGGUCGUCCGCAGUACGUGACCGCCCCGCUCUGCCUGUUGUGGCUCAACCCCCAGGGGGCGCUAAUGCCCUUGGCCAUCCAGCUCAGCCAGACCCCCGGGCCCGAUAGCCCUAUCUUUUUGCCCACUGACUCUGACUGGGACUGGCUGCUGGCUAAGACGUGGGUGCGCAACUCUGACUUCCUGGUGCACGAGAACAACACGCACUUCUUGUGCACGCAUCUGCUGUGCGAGGCCUUCGCCAUGGCCACGCUGCGUCAGCUGCCCCUCUGUCAUCCUAUUUACAAGCUCCUGCUUCCCCACACUCGCUACACGCUGCAGGUGAACACCAUCGCCCGCGCCACGCUGCUCAAUCCUGAGGGGCUGGUGGACAAGGUCCUAUCAAUUGGGAGGCAAGGCCUCCUCUACCUCAUGAGCACUGGUCUGGCCCACUUCACCUACACCAAUUUCUGCCUUCCGGACAGCCUGCGCGCCCGUGGUGUCCUGGCCAUCCCCAACUACCAUUACCGAGAUGAUGGUUUGAAGAUCUGGGCAGCCAUUGAGAGCUUUGUCUCAGAAAUCGUGAGCUACUAUUAUCCCAGUGAUGCGUCUGUGCAGCAGGAUUCGGAGCUGCAGGCCUGGGUCGGCGAGAUUUUUGUUCAGGCGUUCCUAGGCCGGGAAAGCUCAGGAUUCCCACGCCAGCUGUGUACCCCAAAAGAGCUGGUGAAGUUUGUCACUGCAAUCAUCUUCAACUGCUCCGCCCAGCACGCCUCUGUCAACAGUGGACAGCAUGACUUUGGGGCCUGGAUGCCCAAUGCUCCAUCAUCCAUGAGGCAACCCCCACCCCGGACCAAGGGGACAACCACCCUGAAGAGUUACCUAGAGACACUGCCAGAAGUGAACAUCACCUGUAACAACCUUCUCCUCCUCUGGGUGGUCAGCCAAGAGCCCAAGGACCAGCGGCCACUGGGCACCUACCCCGACCAGCACUUCACCGAGGAGGCCCCGCGGCGGAGCAUCGCUGCCUUCCAGAGCCGCCUGGCCCAGAUCUCGCGGGACAUCCGGGAGCGGAACCAGGGCCUGGCGCUGCCCUAUAUCUACCUGGACCCUCCCCUCAUCGAGAACAGCGUCUCCAUUUAAACCCCUCCUCCUACCACCUGGAAAGAAAGGCCCAAGCAUGCAGAGGGCCAGCUUCUCCGGGUCAUCCAGGCUCUUUCUCCCUCCCUGUUUGUUCUGUUAGCCUGAACUUUCUCCUCUGCAGAUGGGGACUUUUUCCACCCAAGAUGUCUCUAGCAUCAUAUAAACUGGGCCCUGAACUGUGAGCAACUACAGCAGUGCUCAGGGUGAGAAACUGCUCACUAAAGUCAAAUUCACAACAGACCCUCCAAAAGGGAGAAACCCCAACGCCCCUUGCCUUACUUCAGGCAACCUCCUACUUCCCUCCCCUAUCAUGUCUAUUACUAUUUUAUUAGUAAUGGCUGUUCAUACUUACCAAUAUCUGCCUCUUCCCUUUGCGACCCACAGCUUAGGAGUCUGAGCUCUCCUUUCCAGUCCUCCCCAAUCCCCAAAUUCUUUCUCCUUACCUUGCCUGUUUGUUUACAUUUUUCUCCAAGCCUAGGACUAACCAAUCCAACUUCCUUCUCUGGAAAAGCCUGGAAACUGGGCAAGCAAGGACGUGUGCCCUAGAUCUGCCAUGUGCUCCUCUCUGACUCGAGUGUCUUUUAAGGGGCGGGUUAGAAUUAGGUCCCAGCUUAUCUGUACCUCUAGCUACAGUUCUCAGGGCCAGGCUUCCCGGCCAGAGCGUGUACAGGGUCUCUCCCCAGCUCUUGUCUUAUCCACACUA
Rhinolophus ferrumequinum (greater horseshoe bat) is the source of this 3184-nucleotide messenger RNA. It is a transcript of the gene ALOXE3, whose product is annotated as arachidonate lipoxygenase 3. The coding region runs from base 346 to 2481 and encodes 711 amino acids. Gene Ontology annotation, molecular function: protein binding; oxidoreductase activity, acting on single donors with incorporation of molecular oxygen, incorporation of two atoms of oxygen; metal ion binding. The transcript has 15 exons. NCBI's taxonomy places the organism in Eukaryota, Metazoa, Chordata, Mammalia, Chiroptera, Rhinolophidae. The record is from RefSeq and is a predicted model, not a curated record. Gene Ontology annotation, biological process: linoleic acid metabolic process; lipid oxidation.